This is a messenger RNA of Canis lupus familiaris (dog), 1754 nucleotides long. RefSeq names its product MGAT4 family member D (gene MGAT4D). NCBI's taxonomy places the organism in Eukaryota, Metazoa, Chordata, Mammalia, Carnivora, Canidae. The transcript has 13 exons. Gene Ontology annotation, biological process: protein N-linked glycosylation. Gene Ontology annotation, molecular function: acetylglucosaminyltransferase activity. Gene Ontology annotation, cellular component: Golgi stack; endoplasmic reticulum; endoplasmic reticulum-Golgi intermediate compartment. The record is from RefSeq and is a predicted model, not a curated record. Bases 1 to 1131 code for a protein of 376 amino acids.
AUGAGGCCCAAGCGCGGGAACGUGCUGGUCGCGCUGGCCGCCGUCAUGCUCUUCAGCUUCUCCUGCUUCUGCAUCUCCAGGCUGACCCAGACCAGUAAUCAAUUAAUUAAUUGUAGAAACCAUAUUUUGGAGUUUAAGGAAAAAAUGCUACUUUUAAAAAACAAGACUGAAAGAAAUCGCCAAGAGCUGAUCAAAGCCUUGAGUAAAAUAAAGUACGAAAUGACACAGAGAAAAAAUACGUCAGUAAACUUAGUUGAGAAGAAAGUGAAUACAUUGGGUAAGAAUGAAACCGUGUCUGAUACGUUUGAAAUCCUAAAGUUCUUUUUUCCUCAUCUAAGGAAAGUAGGCAGGAUUUAUCCUGAUGUAAUCUUUGGCAAAAAGAGAACAGGCGUCUCUUUUGCACUGGGUAUUUCCACUGUUAACAGAGGGAAUCAAAGUUACCUGAGUCAAACACUGAAUUCUGUUGUCUCCAGGAUGUCUCCUUCAGAAGAGAAGGACUCUGUGGUGAUUGUCUCUGUCGCAGAUAGAAAUGAAGAUUAUUUAAAAUAUGUUGUGGACAUGAUUACAAAAAGAUUCAAAAGGCAACUUAAGUCUGGAUCCUUAGAAGUCAUUUCAAUACCUGCCUUUUUUUAUCCAAACAUAUUACCUCUCACACAGUCAACUGAGGACUCGGGAAAAUUAGAGAGUUGGCGCAUCAAACAAGUACUGGAUUUUUGUUUUUUGAUGUUGUAUGCCCAACCCAAGGCUAUGUAUUAUUUACAGCUAGAAGAUGAUAUCAUAGCUAAAAAGAUGUACUUUACGAAAAUCACAGAUUUUGUGCAUAAUGGUACUUCAAAUAAUUGGUUUUAUAUUGAGUUUUCAAUUCUUGGAUUCAUAGGAAAGCUGUUUAAAUCUGAGGACUUAACUGACUUUGUACGUUUUUUUUUAAUGUUCUACAAAGAUAAACCCAUAGAUUUGCUCUUGGGGGACAUUUUUCAGGUAAAGAUGUGUGACCCAGGAGAAACUCCUGAAAAAUGUGCAGAACGAAAUAAGCACAUUCGUAUUCGAUAUAAACCUUCUCUUUUCCAGCAUGUGGGUAUACAGUCAUCAUUCCCUGGAAGAGAACAAUAUUCCAAAGAUAUUUAUUAUUAGGAGUCUUAUAAUUCAAACACCUUCUUUCAAAAUGAUCGGCAUCAUUCUUUGGAAACAAUGGCAUAAUAAGGAUUAGUCUUAGUUCUCAAUUUUCUUCAUAGUGGAUAAGAGACUUUAUCAUAUACAAAAAUUUAAACCUUUGACAAUAUAGUGUGAUUUGAGAGAAGGGGCAACAACAUAACCAAAAUGCAGAGAGCUUUGUUCUGGGGCAUUAGUUCCCACACUGCCUGCGGUGGCUCCAUCCAGGUGGCACAUUCGGCUUUCCUCAGAAAAUAUGAAGAAUAAUAAGUGUAACAAGAAAAAAACUCUGUAAUACCUUGAAACCUCAGAUAACCUUACUUGCUCAUGGCAUCUUUCAGAAAUUAUAAUAAUGAAAAUGCAUAAUUGUAUAGAAGAGGAGAAAAUAGAACUACUAGGCUUGGAAGUAUUAAACUACCUCUUAUGUCAAGAAAAAUUAGAAUGUUUAUUUAUGAUGUUUGUACCACUACUAUUACAAUUUAAUUUAAAAAUAGUAAAGGCAAGUAAGUUUUUGAAAAUUAAGAAAUGUAUUUUGUUAAAAAAAAAAAAAGAAAUGUAUUUUGUUGACUUGGAUAGUGAUGCUACCACAUAAUCUCAAUAAAUAA